AUGGGAAAAUAUGCGAAUGGUGUCUCCAAUGACUCCUCUCGAAGCUCAAGCAAUACCUUUCCUUCUGACGACAACACCGCUCCAUCAUCAACAAACGAUGAGAACGAGCAGUUUUUCUGUAUUGAACCCGCCAGUCAGAUUGGUUUUCAAUUGCAAGAGCUAUUCUCCGAAUCUUGUGCUGGCAAAAUUUGGAGAACAGCGGCGAAUUUGAUUCCAGCCAAUGAAAGGAUAGACCGCUUUCCCGAAUAUGUUCUAUCCUUUGGUCCGACGGCAGGAAACUACACCACCCGCGAGGCCAAGUUCUGGACAUGCGGGUUCUUCCCAGGCAGUCUCUACUGCUUGCUUGAGCGAAGCAGCCGAUUUCCUAAAGCUUUCCCUUUCCAAGACAGUUCCAUCAAUAGACAAAAGCUUCACGAUCAACUGCUUACACAGUGUCGCCGCUGGUCUGAGCCUCUCCACGAGAUGGCCUUCCGCACAGAUACGCAUGAUGUUGGGUUUAUUAUCAUGCCCGCAUUGCGACAGGACUGGGAAUUAACCGGCAACAAAAAAAGUAUGAACAGCUUACUGAUUGCUGCGGAGAGCCUGGUAUCAAGAUUCGAUAAUAAAGUAGGUGCCAUAAGAAGUUGGAAUCAAUGUGUUAGUAACCGAUACCACAUCACGGAUCGGGAGACAAACUUUCUAGUGAUUAUUGAUAGCAUGUGCAAUCUUGAUCUGCUGUUUUAUGCUGGCUACCAAGGUGGCAAUCAGCGAUACAUCGACAUCGCGAUCUCACAUGCCCGCGCAGUCGCCAAAGCGCUCAUUCGACCAGACAAUUCCACCUUUCAUGUUUGCAAUUUUGACCCAAAGACAGGAAGCAUCCAGAGCCAGUUUACCCACCAAGGAUAUCAAGACGACUCAACCUGGAGUCGAGGGCAAGCAUGGGGGAUUCUAGGUUUUGCUCAAACUUACCGAUGGACAAAAGACCCUUUCUUCCUGUCAAUCGCAACAUCUCUUGCAGAUCAUUUCAUUCAUCAUCUUCGUUCAGCGACGUACCACCAUCCUUACGUUCCUCUAUGGGACUUUGACGAUAGCCAGGCUCCAUAUUUACGCGACACCUCUGCUGGAAUGAUCGCUGCGAAUGGAAUGCUGUUACUCCAUCAGGCGAUUCAGACAGAUGGGCAAAAUAGUAGUACUUACCUUAGGGCCGCAAUUCGCAUUGCCAAAGAAACGAUUGAUUUGUCGCUAGCAGAUGCCAAAGCGGUAUUUUAUUUGACGGCAGACGGUACCGUUGAUAUCACGAAGCCGGACUUCGAGUCCAUCCUAAUGAAUGCAACAGCGAAUAACAAUCAAUACGCCAUUAUGAGGUACAAGGACCAUGGUCUUGUGUACGCGGAUUAUUAUUUUUUGGAGUUUGGAAACAAGCUUUUGAGGAUGGGUCUGAUUUGA
Messenger RNA from Talaromyces proteolyticus, 1425 nucleotides. Its product is annotated as glycoside hydrolase family 88 protein. The record is from RefSeq and is a predicted model, not a curated record. Gene Ontology annotation, biological process: polysaccharide catabolic process. The transcript has 5 exons. Gene Ontology annotation, molecular function: chondroitin hydrolase activity. NCBI's taxonomy places the organism in Eukaryota, Fungi, Ascomycota, Eurotiomycetes, Eurotiales, Trichocomaceae. Bases 1 to 1425 code for a protein of 474 amino acids.